UACGCCGACUUUCCUCUAUAAAUAUAACCCAUCAGUCAUCACUCCAAACUCGCCUCCUGCGUACACUGCCUCGGAGCAUUUGGUUGAAUCGCGCCUUUGAGAACCAUGGCAUCACACAUUGUCGGUUACCCCCGAAUGGGCCCGAAAAGAGAGCUGAAGUUUGCUCUCGAAUCUUUCUGGGAUGGAAAGAGCAGCGCCGAGGAUUUGGAGAAGGUAUCGGUUGACCUCAGGGCAUCGAUUUGGAAGCAGAUGUCAGGUGCCGGGAUUAAGUACAUUCCCAGCAACACGUUCUCGCACUAUGAUCAGGUGCUCGAUACGACUGCCAUGCUCGGUGCCGUUCCACCGAGGUACAAUUGGACAGGUGGGGAGAUUGGUCUUUCCACUUACUUUUCGAUGGCUAGAGGAAAUGCUUCUGUCCCUGCCAUGGAAAUGACCAAGUGGUUCGACACAAACUACCACUUUAUUGUCCCUGAAUUGGGGCCUGAUGUGAAGUUCUCGUAUGCUUCCCACAAAGCAGUGAAUGAAUUCAAAGAAGCUAAAGCGCUUGGCAUCGAUACAGUUCCAGUACUUAUCGGCCCCGUUACUUAUUUGUUGCUCUCUAAACCUGCCAAGGGUGUCGAGAAAACUUUCCCUCUUCUUUCCCUUCUCGACAAGAUUCUUCCAAUCUACAAGGAAGUUAUCGCCGAGCUGAAGGCGGCAGGCGCUUCAUGGAUUCAGUUUGACGAGCCGACCCUCGUUUUGGAUCUCGAAUCCCACCAGUUGGAAGCGUUCACCAAGGCUUAUGCUGAGCUGGAAUCGUCGCUUUCUGGCCUUAAUGUCCUGAUUGUGACGUAUUUCGCCGAUGUACCAGCACCCGCAUUCAAAAUCCUUACCUCCCUGAGCGGUGUUUCUGGCUACGGUUUUGAUUUGGUUCGCGGCACAAAGACGCUCGAUUUGAUCAAGGAUGGAUUUCCUUCUGGAAAAUACCUCUUUGCUGGCGUUGUCGACGGGAGGAACAUCUGGGCUAGUGAUCUGGACGCUUCUCUACGAACUCUGCAGUCUCUUGAAGCCAUAGUAGGAAAGGAUAAACUUGUUGUCUCUACAUCCUGCUCACUGCUCCACACUGCCGUUGAUCUGGAAAACGAGCCUAAGUUGGACCAAGAAAUCAAAUCAUGGCUUGCAUUUGCCGCACAAAAGGUUGUCGAAGUAAAUGCUCUUGCCAAGGCAUUGGCCGGUGAGAAAGAUAAGGCAUACUUCUCUGCCAACGCCGCAGCUCAAUCCUCUCGGAAAUCCUCUCCCAGGGUGACCAAUGCAGCUGUACAGAAGUCGGCUGCUGCUUUGAAGGGCUCCGAUCAUCGCCGUGCUACGAAUGUCAGCGCCAGACUCGAUGCUCAGCAGAAGAAGCUUAACCUUCCCAUUCUCCCGACUACCACCAUCGGCUCCUUCCCUCAGACCAUAGAACUCAGACGAGUCCGCCGCGAGUACAAGGCCAAUAAGAUUUCCGAGGAGGAGUACAUAAAGUCUAUCAAGGAAGAAAUCAACAAAGUCGUCAAGCUUCAAGAAGAUCUCGACAUUGAUGUUCUUGUACACGGAGAGCCGGAGAGAAAUGAUAUGGUGGAGUAUUUCGGAGAACAACUAUCCGGUUUCGCCUUCACUGCGAACGGAUGGGUGCAAUCUUACGGAUCUCGUUGUGUGAAGCCGCCGAUCAUUUAUGGGGACGUGAGCCGCCCCAAGCCCAUGACCGUCUUCUGGUCGACUGCUGCUCAAAGCAUGACCAAGCGCCCCAUGAAAGGGAUGCUUACCGGCCCCGUCACCAUUCUCAACUGGUCUUUCGUCCGAAACGACCAACCGAGGUUCGAAACGUGCUAUCAAAUAGCGUUGGCCAUAAAAGACGAAGUCGAGGAUCUUGAGAAGGCGGGAAUCACCGUAAUCCAAAUCGACGAAGCGGCGCUGCGAGAAGGGCUGCCGCUGAGGAAAGCCGAGCACGCAUUCUACCUAGACUGGGCCGUACACUCGUUCCGAAUCACCAACUGUGGCGUGCAAGACACCACUCAGAUCCACACGCACAUGUGCUACUCCAACUUCAACGACAUAAUCCACUCGAUAAUCAACAUGGACGCGGACGUGAUAACGAUCGAGAACUCGCGGUCGGACGAGAAGCUCCUGUCGGUGUUCCGGGAGGGGGUGAAGUACGGGGCGGGGAUUGGGCCGGGGGUGUACGAUAUCCACUCGCCGAGAAUCCCGUCGGUGGAGGAGAUUGCGGAGAGGAUCGGGAAGAUGCUGGCGGUGCUGGAGUCGAACGUGUUGUGGGUGAAUCCCGACUGCGGGCUGAAGACGAGGAAGUAUACGGAGGUGAAGCCGGCGCUGGAGAACGUGGUCUCGGCGGCUAAGCAAAUCCGGGCGCAGCUGGGAAGCGCCAAAUGAAAUGAAAUUAUCACAAGGUACUACUACACCUGACCUGUUUGUUACCAAUAUAAUAUAUAUAUAUAUAUAUUUUUUAUGUUAUGUUAUGGGUGUGUGGUUUUGAUGAUUUGAUUUGAUUUGAUUAGAUUAGAUAUACAGAGUUUUGGUUUGUUGCUUUUUGUCAAUUGUGAUCCUAAAAAUCCUCUCUUCGAUUUGGGGGUGCUGUGGUUUAUGUGUUAGACUCUGUUGGUUUGUUUGUU
Messenger RNA from Andrographis paniculata, 2642 nucleotides. RefSeq names its product 5-methyltetrahydropteroyltriglutamate--homocysteine methyltransferase-like. The record is from RefSeq and is a predicted model, not a curated record. Lineage: Eukaryota; Viridiplantae; Streptophyta; Magnoliopsida; Lamiales; Acanthaceae. The coding region runs from base 106 to 2403 and encodes 765 amino acids. The transcript is spliced from 12 exons. Gene Ontology annotation, molecular function: 5-methyltetrahydropteroyltriglutamate-homocysteine S-methyltransferase activity; zinc ion binding.